UGUUCUUUACAAAAAAAUGUUUGAUCCCUUUCUAGAACUACAUCCCUUUCUAUUUAUAAGAGUACAUGGGCCAAAAAAUACUAGAUAAUACAACGGAAAGGAAUAUUCACUACAAUAUUCUCUAGGAAAACUAAAUCUUAAAACUAGUUGUUACUGUGCGCCGAAAACGGAUGCUCGCCCUUGUCUUCCAUUAAACCACCUCGACCUCGACGACAAUUUGUCUUCUCACAUGACCUUGCCCUUUUGGGGUCAGGUCGAUACGUCACAACGUUGACACAUCACAAUCUUCAAAGGCUUUAUCACUGUUGACCAGAUCAAAUGCGUGAAAUGAAGCUUUUCACCUAUAUAGUUAGUCCCUCUGCUUGUUGAGGUCAUACUUUGGAAUGGACUGGAUAAGUGGAUAAUAUAGGUCGUAGUCGUCGUCAGAGACGGAUGACGUAGUGUUACAUGGGCCGCUUAUUUGAAACUCAUGUUGUCAUGAUUUUCCCGGGUGACCUUUGGAGAGAACCUGAUGUAGAUGGGACGUGAUGUCAUUCAUCAUGAUGACGCCGAUUUCGAUGCGUUGCAUCAGGACACGUGCAACUCGCCGGUUGGUUCUGCCGUUUCGCCUCCUACUGUAAUCAUGACGAGUCCCCUCGAAUCCCAAGGUUCGUUCAUUAUAAAAGAAGGGUGAUCACCGAUUCUGAAUCUUUCUUUCACUUUUAUUGUCGAAAUUUCUUUCAUCUUCUUCCUAAACUUCCUUUCUCUGUUUAUUGCUUCUAAAGCCUUCUUUCAUUUUUUCAGACCUUUCACUUCUUUAAAUUUCCCGAAUCUUACAACCAUGUCUAACUUGUCUUCUGAUGUAAAUGAGGAGAUUCAAGCUACUACACUGGCUGUCGUGGCCUUCGUCCGCGGAGGAGAUGCCAUAUCCACCGUUGAAGUGGAGGCUCCUCCCUCAGUGGAAGAGAUUAUUCCUCGUAACCCCGAUGCGAAACCAUACUUGCAACGGCAAUUGGAGGCGGUGGUAGUGGCUGAAGUUUUUCGAUCCUCUUUGACGGCCAAGUGUUUAGCGGAGUUCAAGGACACGUUUGGCAUCCCUGACCAAGUAAAGAUCGUACCCACGGACAAGGACGAAGUGUAUAUCGACCAUCCAAGGUACUGCGCCCUUUACGCCUACCCCUUCACCAUCGGCUACUCUCUUCCUUUUCCGCCUUUGGUGGAGGAAUUCUGCUGCUACUACCGUGUCUGCCCCAUCCAACUUGCGCCCUUGGUCAAGAUAUUGUCAAAAUUCGCCGAAUUGGCCGAUGUUGAGAUCACUCUUCGACAUAAUGUACACUUGUUUAUGCCAACCUUCUAUUGCGGUAAGAUGUUAAAUAUUCGCCACCGUGGAAGCAAAUCCCUCGUUGUCAAGACGGAUGACAAGGGUAGUCAACAAUUUUGGCUCAACUUCUUUUAUGUCAAGAUCGAGUUUGUUGUGGCUGACGUCGCAGACUUUCCUGAGGCUUGGAACCACGCCCCUACUGCUCGUAGCCUCCAGCUGGUGACGCACCUCGCCAACGGGGUUAGGCAAGCCCUUCCUUGCACUGUGGGGAUUCGUGAUUGGUCGAGCUUUUGGCAGAGAUACAAACCGACUCCCCUCCGAAAGGCCCCACCAAGGAGGUUGCUUAAAAGAACCUGGCACCGAUGCCAUCUUUUAGGAGAAGGAGGGGCGUUGCUUCCUCUACUCCUUCCCCCAUUUCAACAUCUACGACCGUUCUUCCUUUGGCUCCUCCUUGUAUUGAAGAUGAGAAAGUUUCUCCGCGUGAUACGGACCAGAGGCCUAGGAAGAGGAAAGUCAUAGAUGGGGGAGACGGUAUAUCAGUGGCAGUUGACUUGUCGAAAGUCUCUCCCGAGAUCGCGGUGCAAGUUACCGUGGCAACAUUGGCCAAGAGAGGUAUAGGGGCAGCCUCAGAUGUGCCUAGCUUGGAGGGAUUUGAUGUUGUUGCUUCCUUCGACUUGAAGAGGAUGAGGAGUCGUGAAUGUUGUUGUUGAUGAUCCCGCUCGUCCCGGGUGUAGGGCGGCUUUGUCUUCCGACUCAGCCCAGGAAGUUUCCCAUGCUGACCAGGGGAAUGGCUAGAUGCACGGCCGAAUAAGACGAUGAGCACGCUGAGUUUAUUGGCGACGAGUCUGACUCUGACCUCGACCCUGCGCUGAGGUUAAAGAAAAAAGUGUGAGAUCAAUUUCCUUAUUACCUACUAAGUUUCAAUUUACUUCCUCUUUCCUUUUGCGACUUGAAACUUAAAAGGAAACCUUUUUUUUUUAC
This is a messenger RNA of Nicotiana tabacum (common tobacco), 2281 nucleotides long. RefSeq lists its product as uncharacterized. The record is from RefSeq and is a predicted model, not a curated record. Lineage: Eukaryota; Viridiplantae; Streptophyta; Magnoliopsida; Solanales; Solanaceae.